This is a messenger RNA of Durusdinium trenchii, 2145 nucleotides long. The record is from the annotation of a GenBank genome assembly. NCBI's taxonomy places the organism in Eukaryota, Dinophyceae, Suessiales, Symbiodiniaceae.
UUUUGAAUGGUCCUUUCUUGAAUAUGGGAACAGCUUGAAGCACCAGCUAUCCUGCAGCUUUGGCAGCAUGAGGCUGUUUUCGGAGUCACUACGUUUUGGCAAAAUGCACUUCACAAUAUGGCAAAGACCAUGUGGUGCGGACAAAAAAAGAGCCAGUUCCACACCCGCUGCGCAGGAGGAGAAUGGCCUUCAAACACUACAACGCCCAAAGUUUGGCUUGUGACUGAUCAUGGUCGUUGGCUCAAGUUGGUCUCCCCCGUAAAGCACAUGGCCAGUGUUGAUGAUGAGGAAGGUUGUGAGACAAGCAGCCUCAUUUGGGUCAACAGCCUGCUGAAAGGAUUAUGGCCAAAUGCCGCCACUGCGCUCGAGAACUUUAUCAAGAAUGAACUGACCAGCAAGCUGCGCGACGGUACUCCUUUCAGCCUCCACUUCGCACGCUUCUCCUUGGGGAACGGAGUGCCGUCCUUUGGCCCCAUUGAGGUCCGCAGACAUUCAGAGAGUCACGUGCUCUUAGAGCUGGAGACACGUUAUUCCAGUGCUGUGGAUAUACUGCUGACCGCAGGGUCCACCGGUUCUCUUUCACUGGGUGUGAAGCGCUUGGAUUUCUUUGGAAAAUUGUGUUUGGAGCUCAAGCCAUUGCUUGACACGUGGCCGAUUGUAGGUGCUGUGAUCAUCUAUUUCGCGGCGCAGCCGAAGCUGGAGCUGCAAUUCUCAGGCAUUGUGGAUGCUCCCAUGCCGGGUUUGGCCAAGAGAGUUCAAGCUGCUGUGGACGGGCUAUUUUCGACCUUGGUCCUUCCAAACUUCAAGUGUAUACAAGUGACCAGUGACGAGCGAAUGCUCAGCCUGGCGGCUUGCACCAGAGAACCCAUCGGAGUGUUAAAGGUGCAUGUUUGCCGAGGCAUCAACUUGGCCGGGGCAAACUGGAAGAUGGGAGCCGUUCGCAGUUUUACCUCGAACCCGUACUGUGUGGUGCGGCUCGGUGGCACUUCGCUUUGCACCAGUACGGUGAGAAACACCACGAACCCAGACUGGCCAGAGACGGAUACGGCGUAUUUCAUUGUGCAUAACAGAGAGCAAGAAGUUCAGGUGGAUGUGAUGGACAAUGACCAAGGCUUCUUCCAACGGAAUUUUGUGGGGCUGCUGGGGCGAUUGCGUGUAAGUGUGAGCCAGCUACUAAGCAUGCGAGAUGCAGCCAAAGAGAAGGUGUGCCGUUAUAAAUUGGAUACGUCUCAAGUCAAGUCGGGCCUGUUGCACGUCGAUGAUCCUGUGAACACCGGAGUGCCAUCCGAGAUCGAUUUAAAGUACAAGUGGCUGGAAUUUGCGCCCGCGAGCGUGAGCGACCGCGCUGACAGGAAUCACCCCUAUGAAACACACGCUGAACCUCACGGCGUGGCUUUGGUCGAGCUCCACUUUGGCACUGGCUUUCCAGAAGAGGCAGCAAUGAAAGGCUUGCGCUGGAAGUGUUGGAUUCAGGAAGCAGGUGCGGCAGCCGCCGCAGCAGUGUAUAGUUCCAGUGGCAAGUCACCUGAACAUCCAGAUUUCCAAACUUCAUUGCCAGACUGCUUACAUCAUGCAAUCGAUCGGUUGAAUGCUCUUAGUGUGGAUGCCGCAGAAAUUGCCGCCAUCAUUGAGGCGGACCAAGCCGAGGUUGAACACUAUUUGAUGGCAAAGUCAAAGCAUGUGGAAAGCGAAGCCCAGCGGAAGCUGGAGCAUGGCGAGGUGCAAUGCAUGGAACUUUCCUGGUAUGAGACCUUGGCCGUUUUAGUCAGUGAGCCAGACACCUCCGUCAUCCACCUCAGCCUUGUGAAUGCACGAGGAGAAGUGAUGGGUCACUUGGAGCCACUCAGGGCCCUAGACGUGAUGUCUGGUACACUGAAAGAGGAACUCACUUGCAAGCUCACACUGGAGCAGAGCCAUGCAAAGCCAUCACUAUCCUCGCAUGUGAGCAACUUCUCGUCUUGGAUUUUUCCAACUUGCACUCCAAUUUCCAAGGGACGCUUUCAAGCUGUACAGAUGCAUUUCGCGGCACGUUACUUGGCACUUGCAGGAGCGCCAGUGACCUUCCAACCGACGUGACGACGUGAAAAAAUCAAUGCCGACCGAGAGCACGUGGCUUGCGUAGAUUGAAUCAUUUGAAUGAAAACG